Tetrahymena thermophila SB210 is the source of this 5033-nucleotide messenger RNA. RefSeq names its product cyclic nucleotide-binding domain protein. The record is from RefSeq and is a predicted model, not a curated record. NCBI's taxonomy places the organism in Eukaryota, Ciliophora, Oligohymenophorea, Hymenostomatida, Tetrahymenidae. The transcript has 11 exons.
UUAUGAGCACAAUGAAUGAUUAGCAAUUAAAUGUAAAAUCUGGUAAUUCUAGAAGUAAUUAUCAAAUCGCUUCACUAAGUUCUAGCAACACAUAAAAAGAUUUAUAAUAGUAAUACCCUUUAGCAGAAAAAACUAUUCAAAACCCCCUCAUUUUGAAUCCUUUGAUAAAGCUCAAUAACCAACCUAUCCAAUAUGAUAUCAGUGAGAAAACUUUUAGAGAUAUAAAUAAUGAAGAACCUAAUUAGCAAAAGCGUUUUUCAGGAUUUGACCAGGGCAUAGAUGAUACAGACCUAAUAUUUAAAGAAGGAAAGGAUUUAUUUUAGAAAUCUCAAUAAUCUUUAAAUUUCGCAAGCAAUUUCUCCUCAUUAACCUUCAAGUCAUAAUAUGAAGUUUUAUCUUCUUCUCAAAAUAUAAUCCAAAAAGAUGACACCAAUAUUGAAAAUCUUCAUAAUAUAUAAUCAGGCUAGAUAAAAAGUAAGGGAAGUGAUAAGCUCUCUGAAACAAUUUCAUAGAAAAGCUAAAUAAAUAAUCAAUCUUUACUAUAAGAAAAUAUAAUUUCCUAAAAUUAUAUAAAAGAAAACACAAACUAACAAUAAGAUGACAUCAAUCAUGAUACUUUUUAUAAAAAUGAGCUCAAUGAGAAUGAAGACAAUUUAGAAAAAAGAAAGAAAAAUGUGGUUCUUGAUAUUGUAAAUAGAAAUGUGAAUCAAAAGAUAAAGCAAAAUGAAAAUUUAACAAUAAAGCUUAAUAAUUCUGAAAAACAAACAAUACCAGGAAAUGAGGAUAUUUCUAAAUUUGAAGAUUAGCAAAUUAGAGAAAGGAAUUAGACUUAGAUUCCAUCACCUGAUAAGUUUUAAAAAAGAAUAAAUAAUGAUGAUCUUCAAGCAUUAGGAGAUUAAAUAUCACCAAAUCAAAACAGGAGAUAACAUAAGUUUGAUAAGGUGAAUAAAAUAAAUUAAAAAUCGAAAUUUAAAGCAAAUAAUACUAUUGAAAAAGCAUUGAGAAUACUAAUUUAUAAAAAGAGAGAAUAGAGAAAUAAUGAAGACUUGGCUACCUUGUAAAAGGCUACAAUAGACAUGAACUUUUUUAAAGAACUAUUAUCAAAAAAGUCUAAUAUUUAAAAUAAUAUUCAUUAAAAUUUAUGCAAAGCAAUGUAAUAUGAGUACAGAAAGCAAGGGAGUGUUGUUUUUUACGCAGGUGAUAUCCCAGAUAGAUUUUAUAUUCUUUUAAAAGGAGAGGUUGCUGUUUUGCUGAAAAAAUAACAAGAAGAAAUAGAUAAGCUAAAAAAGGGAUAAAAUUUAGAUCCAACUGAUGAAAAAAAGAAGAGCAAAUUUACUUUAAGAAAAUAUUUGCUCUUUAAAAAAUUCUAAAAAGUAGUCAAUAAUCUGAAGAUUGUUAUUUUGUUUAUUAACAGAUUAAAAGCUCUUAAAAAUGGAACAGAGGAAACAGAAGAAGAUUAUUAUAGCCAAAAUAUAUUUAAUUUUAAUGAAACUUAAGCAGUUUUAUAAAAUAAAGAUGAGUUAAAUUAAAAUAAAGUUAUUACUAGCUAAAAUAAAAUUGCUUUAUUUGCAAAUGAAAUCGAAACUUAGUCUAGCAAGAUUACAAAUAGUAGCAACCCACCAGCUUUUAAUAAUUUUUCUGAGCUUAAAAAAAAAUAAUCUAUUUUUCUUCAGCCUAUCAAUAAUAGAGCAAGCUUAUUUAGCCCUGAAAAUAAUACUAAACUAUAGAGUAUAAUUAUGGAUACUUCAGGUUAAUCUUGUCUUAGCCCUAACAUAUCAAUUGAAAAGUAAAACAAAAAAAAGAAGAAAAAAAAGAAAGAUUUGUAAUUUACAAUCAAAUAAUAACCAACUAAGCCUAUUGAUGAUAAAAAAAAAAAUUUACUUCCAUCUUAGUUGGCUAUUUAUGAAAGUAAAUUGUAAGAUCAGCUGAAAUAGGAUAUUAUGACUUCCUCAAAAAAUAUUACAGGCCUUUUCAAAAUGCCCAAAAUGAGUAUAUUAUAAACAAGCUAACCCAAAAAGAAAGAUAACACAUAGCAGCUGUAAUAAUAGAGUACUCUGAAUUAAUCUUAAAGCAUGACUCAAUCGUAGUAAAAAAAUCAAAAUAACUCAACUGAGCUGAACAGUGCAGAAGAAAAAGAAUAAUAAAUAAAUACAAAUAAUUAAUCAAAAUAGAUAUAAACUCCUGAAGGUGGAAAAUAAGAAAUUAGAAGUGUGAGAAAAUCAUAUUUGAAGAAAAAGAUAUUAGUUGAUUUUCAAAAAGUUAGGCUUGGAGUUAGACUAGCUAAGAUAUUUGAACCUUCUAGUUAGUAAUCUUAGUUGAAUAUUGGUGGAGUAAAAAUAUUGCAAUGCUUUUAGAUGCAAAAUGAAAACUUAAAAAAAAUGCUGCCUAAACUAGAUUUAAUGAGUUUAGAAAACUCAGCACACUUUUUUGAUGAAAAUAUCUUUAAGUAUUUUCAUGCUUCUAAUUUAGGUGAAGGCAGAGUUUUUGGUGAUCUCGGUAUCUUAACUAAAAAGCCAAGAGCUGCAACUAUUGUUUGCAAUGAAGACUGCUAUUUUGGAGUAUUAAAUGUUGAGGACUACUCAAAAAUUUUAAUGGAACAAAAGAAAAAAAAGAUGCAAAAAGGGAUAAAAUUCCUUGCAUCAACCAUAAAUAUUAGUCUUUCAAUAGAAAAAAUGGCAAAAAUUUCAUAGUUUUUUGAGAAAAGAUAGUUUGCUUCUGGAGAAAGAAUAUACGAAGAAGGAGACUAAGUUUAACACAUUUAUAUUAUAAAAAGAGGUGAGGUAGAACUAUUUAGAAAACUACAAACUUCUUAUGGUAUAAAUUAGAAUCAAACUAUUACUGUCAGCAUUGGAAUUAUUGGUAUAAAAUCUUAUUUUGGAGAGGACGACACCAUAUUUAAUAGAAAAAGAAAAUACACUGCAGUUGCUAAGAUAGACACUAAGCUCCUUAUGUGCAAGAAAAAAGAUUUUUAAAAGUUAAUGAAUGAAAUAUCUGAGAUGAAUAUUGCACUCAAGGAAAUGGCCAUAUAAAAGGAAUUUUGGAGAGAUUAAAAAUAUUCAGAUAUCUAAAAAACUAGAAAUUCAAUCAAAAAAAUAGAAACUUUAUAUAAAGCAAGGAAUGCUAGCAAUUCAAUUUCUUAGCAACUUUCUGAAAAUGAAAAUCGUCUUUAAUAACAAAUUAAUGAUGCACUUUCUACUUUAGUCUCUUAGUAGACUCAUAAAACUUAAUACACUUAAGAAGAUGAUUAAUAUGAAAAUUAGUAAAGUGAAGAAAUUGUAAGAAGGCAGUUGCUUAAACUUGAAAAAGACAGCAAAAUAUUAAAUUUGGCUGUUUCAAGAAACAGAGAAAACUCUCUCUCGUUGAAUAGAAGCUCAAUAAAGCCAAAUCCAUAGCAACAGAGUGUUUUUAUAGAAAAAUCUUAAAUAUUAUAAUUAAAUAAUGAAUCUUAUCAGAUGAAUUCUCCUAAAAGCUAGGUAACAAACUAGAAAUCUCCAUAAUCAUCUCCAAGAUAAUCUCCUCGCAAAUCCCCAAUCUUAUCUCCUUAAAAACCACAAUUUUAUUCACCAAGAAUUCAUCCAAUUUAAAUUCCAAAAAAUAAACCUAAUCAAUCUCUAAAAUAAUCCCCAAAUAACAGAAAUAGUUAAUUAUAAUCUCCAUAAAAUAGGGAUAGCAUACAAAAUUUUAGCAGCUGCUUUUAAGAUUAUGUAUAAUAAGAAACUAAAGAAAUUCAAAGUUAAGUUGAGCCAGCCACUUCUACAAUAACCAAAGAUAAUUUUAUUGGAAGUGGAAUCAAUUCAUAGAAAUGUUAUUUCAAAGGAAACUAUAGAAACAUUAGUCCAAGAUUAAAGGAAAUAAUUUAAUAAAAUCCUGACCUAAACAAAGAAGGAUAGAUUAAAGAAUUACUGUGCAAAAUAUAAUACAAAAAGCAAAUUCUUUAAAAUAAUUCAUUAGGCUAAUAAUAGUUAUCUGUAAUGCAUAUAUUCAAAGAGACUUCAGACAUAUUCAACGAUGCAACUCAUAAGCAGCAUAAGAUGAGGGAUUUUAGAAAACAUUUAGAAUCUGCAGAUGGAAGCAAGCGAUACAGCUUAAAUGAGAAAUAAUUUAUUAAACAAGGAAAAAUGACAAGAUAAGAGAAGAUAGAAUAGCUUCUUUAAAAAUUUAAAGAAAAAACUUUAAUUUAAAAUGACUUGACCAAAUCUUUGACUGGAGAGUUUUUCAUUCAAUCUUAAUCUCCUCAAAUAAAGGACAAAAUCCCUAGUUGCAAAAGAACAAAUAGUCUUGAUUAUCUUUUAAAUUCAGAAAUGUUUUAAAAAAAGGAUUUUGUUAUUUAAAGCGACUCUCUUAACAAUUCAGAAAAUGUUAUGCAAAGUUCUAUAAAUUCUCAGAGCUCAGCUUAAUCUUAAAUGAAAAAACAUGAUUGCGAUAAUUUUAUUUUUUUUGGAUAGUAGAGUGCAAACAAAGGCUUGAAUGCUAGGAAAUUAAGAAGUUCCUUCUUUUACAACCCUAAGCAUCAUAGAAUUGGAAGCUUAAAUUUACAAUCUACAAAAUAAUCUAAAUUUUUAGUUCAAAAUUAGCAUAGCAUUUUAAAUAGCAGCAAUAAAAGCAGUUUAAUUGACUAAGAUCAUUUAAAGAAUGAGCAAUAAUCUAAAACCAAUCACAGACAAAGUUUUUCUUAAACACAAAACUCUUGUUUUUUCAAGAAUAUAUCUGAAUUUACAAAUCCACUACCUUCACCAAAUGAAAGUCCAUUUAAGAGUAAUAAGAGUUUUGGCAAAUUAAAAAGUAUUUAGAGCAAUAUGGAAAAAAUUGUAAUAGUAAAUCACAUGGGAAAGCCAACCACAUUCCUUCAAUAAACAUUUUAGUAGCAAUUAAAGUGACUAAAAAUAAAAAUAAAAAAAAGAAAUAUUAAAAUUUUAUUUAAGAAAAAUUAUAAAUAAAUAAAUAUUUCUUCUAACUAAAUAAAUUACUAUUUACUCAUAAUUUAUUAACCAAUUAACAAGCCAACUAAAACCUAAAACAUUGCUAAGUAAGUA